GCCUGCCCGAGGCUGCGACGCCGCCGCCGCUCGGGGCGGGUCGGCACGGACGGGGCAUGGCUCGGACGACACCCGGGGUCGGCGCCCCCCCGGGUAGACCGCGGCCCCUCUCCGGGCCUCAGUGCCCGUGUCCCCAAAUCGAGGCCGAGAGCACAGUUUAAGGGUACUGCCGCGCGUAAGUCCCUCGCGAACGCGUGGCUCGGUCGGCCUGACCGGGUCUGGGGUGCGAACGGGGCCGGCAGAGUCGCGGGGGUCGCCGCGAUGGACUCCCUGGCAGCGCCCCAGGACCGCCUGGUGGAGCAGCUGCUGUCGCCACGGACCCAGGCCCAGAGGCGGCUCAAGGAUAUUGACAAGCAGUACGUGGGCUUCGCCACUCUGCCCAACCAGGUGCAUCGCAAGUCGGUGAAGAAGGGCUUCGACUUUACGCUUAUGGUGGCCGGUGAGUCCGGCCUGGGGAAGUCCACACUGGUCCACAGUCUCUUCCUAACUGACUUGUACAAGGACCGGAAGCUGCUCAGUGCAGAGGAGCGCAUCAACCAGACGGUGGAGAUCCUAAAGCACACAGUGGACAUUGAGGAGAAGGGUGUCAAGUUAAAGCUCACCAUCGUGGACACGCCGGGAUUUGGGGAUGCUGUCAACAACUCUGAGUGCUGGAAGCCCAUCACUGACUACGUGGACCAGCAGUUUGAACAGUAUUUCCGUGAUGAGAGCGGCCUCAACCGCAAGAACAUCCAGGACAACCGAGUGCACUGCUGCCUGUACUUCAUCUCCCCCUUCGGGCACGGGCUGCGGCCAGUGGACGUGGGUUUCAUGAAGGCUUUGCACGAGAAGGUGAACAUCGUGCCCCUCAUCGCCAAAGCCGACUGUCUCGUCCCCAGUGAGAUCCGGAAGCUGAAGGAGCGGAUCCGGGAGGAGAUUGACAAGUUUGGCAUCCACGUGUACCAGUUUCCCGAGUGUGACUCAGACGAGGAUGAGGACUUCAAACAGCAGGACCGGGAACUGAAGGAAAGCGCGCCCUUCGCUGUUAUCGGCAGCAACACGGUGGUGGAGGCCAAGGGGCAGCGGGUCCGGGGGCGACUGUACCCCUGGGGGAUCGUGGAGGUGGAGAACCAGGCGCACUGCGACUUCGUGAAGCUGCGCAACAUGCUCAUCCGCACGCACAUGCACGACCUCAAGGACGUGACGUGUGACGUGCACUACGAGAACUACCGCGCACACUGCAUCCAGCAGAUGACCAGCAAACUGACCCAGGACAGCCGCAUGGAGAGCCCUAUCCCUAUCUUGCCGCUCCCCACCCCGGACGCUGAGACCGAGAAGCUCAUCAGGAUGAAGGACGAGGAGCUAAGGCGCAUGCAGGAGAUGCUGCAGAAGAUGAAGCAGCAAAUGCAAGACCAGUGACCCUGCCCCAGCCCCACGUUGCCAUGGAUAUACCGCCCGUCUCCGGGCUGGCGCUCCCGCCCCUGGACCCCGGGCUGGCCUGGACUCCACCCUGGGUUCUUCCGGAUCUCGGACUGGCCUGGACAGAAACCCAGACGGGCCUUAACUGGACUGUUCCUGACCCGGAGACGCGCUGUCCCUAAUUUAUUCUCAGCAUCAACCCCUCCCAGGUCAUUUGUAUGUACCUCUGACGGGCCUGGACAACGCCCUCCGCCCCCCGCUACCCACCCCCCAAGCUGGCACCCUCUCUCUGGCCUUGAGAAAUCAGGAGCUAAGCUGGUCACGACUUCUGAGAUCUCCCCUCCCCACCCACAGAAGAUAGCAGUAUCCAGGCCCUGCUCAGGCAGGCGGGUAAACCAAGGAAGAAGAGGGGAAUGGAUCCCCGGGGUCCCGGGCCUAUUCCCCGACCCCAGUGCCGCAGAGCGGAUUUGGGAACCUUCCUGUGCCCGUUCCUGGGGGCCACCCAGCGUAUGCUGAGACCCUGCUCUGUGCCGAGGUGGGCCGGGUCCUCUCUUACCUCCUCACCCACGCACCGGAGGCCCAGAGGACCGGGUUGGGCAGCAGAAGCAUUGGGCAUCCCCCUGACAUCAGGAGGCCAAAGGCUGCUGGCGAGGAGGGCGGGAAUGGACACUUGGGACCGCCCACGUCUCUCCCCCACAUGCCCCGGCUCUACUUGGAGGGUUCCAGGGGCAAUGGGCUGCCAGCCCUCUAUGCCUAGACAGCCAUUCCCUGUCUGUAGCUUGGGGUCCCUUCUCCCCAGCAGCACUGCUGCACCAGGAGCCCAGCCCUUGGCCUCCCGG
Molecule: messenger RNA, 2237 nt
Organism: Cynocephalus volans (Philippine flying lemur)
Lineage: Eukaryota; Metazoa; Chordata; Mammalia; Dermoptera; Cynocephalidae
Gene: SEPTIN5
Product: septin 5
Exons: 11
Coding region: 262-1398 (378 amino acids)
Biological process (GO): cytoskeleton-dependent cytokinesis; intracellular protein localization; regulation of exocytosis
Cellular component (GO): septin complex; cell division site; septin ring
Molecular function (GO): molecular adaptor activity; GTPase activity; GTP binding
Source: RefSeq, a predicted model, not a curated record